This is a messenger RNA of Aspergillus uvarum CBS 121591, 673 nucleotides long. Its product is annotated as PLAC8 family protein. The record is from RefSeq and is a predicted model, not a curated record. The transcript is spliced from 3 exons. Lineage: Eukaryota; Fungi; Ascomycota; Eurotiomycetes; Eurotiales; Aspergillaceae. The coding region runs from base 281 to 673 and encodes 130 amino acids.
UUUAAAGAGGCCAUGCCACGCCCACUGCACUAACCCCAGCCCUCAAACGUCCAAAUCUGAAGAGUUGACUCUCAGCCUACUAGUCCUAGAGACUAUCCUUUCGUUGAUACCCUCCACUCGUUCCUCCACUCGUUCCUCCACUCGUUCCUCCACUCGUUCCUCCACUCGUUCCUCCACUCGUUCCUCCACUCGUUCAACACCGUCAUUCAUUAAGCCAACUCCUACUACUAAACCCAUAUCCAUCCUACUCAUCCCCCCCAACUCGAAAACAAUAUUCACAAUGGGCGAAGGUCAAGAAUGGACCAACGGCUUCUGGGACUGCUGCUCCCCAUGCAAGAUCUGCUGCCUCGCCUUCUGGUGCCCCUGCUGCCUCUUCGGCCGCACCGCCUCGCGACUCAAGGACCCAGCGCUGAAAGAGCAUGGCUCGAUGAACGGUGAUUGCUGCCUCUACUGCCUCGUCGGCUACUGCGGACUAGGCUUCAUCCCGCUGAUGCUGAAGCGGGGCAAGCUGCGCGAGAAGUUCCAGCUCGAGGGGUCCGGGUGCGGCGACUGCUUCAAGUCGUUCUGCUGCCCGUGCUGCACGCUGGUGCAGAACGAGAAGGAGGCCGAGAGUCGGGCGGGCUUGCUGGAGAAGGGCGGGUAUCAGGCGCCUGCGGGGAUGGAGUAUAAAUGA